AUGAGAAACCAUCCCAAUCUUCGGUAUGGAAAUUCUUCAAAUCAACUCAAUCCAAAUUUUCAAGGAAACAACCAAACCGGUGGAGGAUCAUCUCAAUCAUUCCAAGGUUGGAAUUACAACGAAGGGAAUUACCAAGGUGGCCAAAAUAAGGGAGUAUUCAUUAGAGGCUACCCAAGGAAUUAUCAACAAGGUAACAACCAAGGUGGGGCUUCGGGAAGUAAUGAGCAAGUGGGAAAAUUGGCGGAGGAUGUAUCAGCGUUGAGGAAGAAUCCGGGGAAGCUACCAAGUGAUACAAAGGUCAAUCCACAACAUCAAAGUGGCAACUCAAAGAAUGUCAAGAAUGUUGAAAUCAACAAUGUAAGUCUUCUCCGUAGUGGUAAGAUGUAUGAUAAUAAAGUUGAACCUCCAUCAUCACUUGUUGAUGGUGUGGUGGAGGACGUUGAUGAUGACCAAGAUAGUAAACAUGAACCGGAACUUGUUCUACCUAAAUCAACUAAAAAAGUGUCUUUUAAAGAGGUAGAAAAUAAUAGGUCUAAUGGUAAAUUUUCUGAAAAACAAGGAAAUGAGAUGGAGGGUAAUACCAUUGCUUUUCCUUUGGCUUUGAUUGAUCCAAAACUUAGGCCUACACUUAAGAAAAGAGGUCCCCAUGAGGAAGAAAUGUGGGAAAAUUUUAAGCAAAUGAAAAUCAACAUACCUCUAAUUGACAUUAUUAAACAAGUUCCGACUUUUGCUAAAUAUCUCAAGGAGUUGUGUACCCAAAAACGACACCAUAAACUUCUAAAGAAAAUUGUUUUAAAUGAGGAAGUUAGUACCGUUGUGAUGGGUAUACUCCCACCUAAACUCCAAGAUCCUGGAGUGCCUUUAAUUACAAUUUAA
This is a messenger RNA of Erigeron canadensis, 876 nucleotides long. RefSeq lists its product as uncharacterized. The record is from RefSeq and is a predicted model, not a curated record. Bases 1 to 876 code for a protein of 291 amino acids. NCBI's taxonomy places the organism in Eukaryota, Viridiplantae, Streptophyta, Magnoliopsida, Asterales, Asteraceae. The transcript has 2 exons.